This is a messenger RNA of Pollicipes pollicipes, 2012 nucleotides long. RefSeq lists its product as uncharacterized. The record is from RefSeq and is a predicted model, not a curated record. Bases 47 to 1918 code for a protein of 623 amino acids. The transcript is spliced from 4 exons. Lineage: Eukaryota; Metazoa; Arthropoda; Thecostraca; Pollicipedomorpha; Pollicipedidae.
GAGCCACAUAAACUGAAUAGGAAACUCCACCCCUGGACAAGACCGCAUGGCUCUUCCCGUGUUCCAAACAUUAAGAAAAUGUGAAAGGUCGGGAAGUGUGUGUCUUUACACACCCCUUGCUAUCUGGUGCGCAGAAUGCAACGUCAUAGUCACCGGGCCCGACCAGCCGUGGACGCCGAGCCAGCAGCUGGACUGGCGGCCAGUAGCGCCCUCUACGCAACAUCAGUUUCCGUCACCACCGCCAGAGCGCGGUGAGGUGGUAUUCAGCGUGCAAUCGGCGGCGAUUGGUCUGACCGUGCAUCUGCACUCGGACCACCUGCCCGGCGCGUACCGGAUCGAAGCCGACGCCGGCGGCUGGCGCGUGUUCCGCGUGUUCGUGGGCGCGCGCCAGCUGCUGCAGGCGGGCCCGCCGUCCGCCGACUCGGCGGUCCUUGCCGACGCAUGGACGUCCUAUCUGGUCUCCGCCAGCGACGACGGCCGGCUGCGGCUUCUGCGGCUGCACGAUAAUGGCACGAGCAGCGCGUGGCUGGACGUGUUCGACCCGGACCCGCUGCCCGUGGACCGUGCGGCGAUCCGCACGCUGGAGGCGCCUCCGGCCCUGCCAGGCACCCCGGGGAGCGGCGUCGGGCUCGGCGACGCCUGGAGCUUCUGGAAGUUCGACUGCAGCCCGUUCGACCACCAGCGAGAGCCCCUGUGCCACAUCUGGCCCAGCUGGAGUGCGGUGAUGCCGGUCCAGUUCCACAUCUCCUCCGCGCGCAUCAGCCCCGUGGUGAACCUCAACCUGCACGUGCAAACGUCCUCCACCGCCGAGUUGCUGCUGCUGGAGACGCCCGAGCGCUACUACGUCGUCUCGCUCUCGGCGACGGAGCUGAGGCUGAGUCGCGCCGAGCUGGGCGCCACCGUGCCUCGCCUGGUGUCGCGGACCUGCCUGGCCCCGGCGUCGCCGUCGGCGCGCCGCCGCUUCCGCCUCGUUUGGGUCAGCGUGCUCGCCGGCUUCAUCAGCGUGGGGGUGGACGAGCCCGCCUCGCUUAUCCGGCCCUGCGAGGAGGAGGUCGGUCGGGCCGAGCGGGCAGAGUCAGCUGCGGGACAGCCGCCGCCGACCGAGCUGACCGAGGCGGCGACGGAGGGGGGCGCAGGCCUGGAGGAUGCCACGUCUGAGAGCACACGGCUGGAGGAGGCCACGGGUGCGGAGGCGACGGCGACGGAGGAGGAGGUCGAGGUCACAACGCUCAAGAACGAGGCGGAGGAGCCGACCACAAGCGGGCCACCGCCGUCGACGACGACAGAGGGCGCCGCUGAGCGUGCCACCUUCCUCAGAUGGCAGGACGGCCGCGUCUACUGGGUGAACAAAUACGGCUUCCGGACGGUCGGCGGUCAGGGCCGCUGGGCCGUGGACUGCAAGCCGGGUGCAGAUGGGCGAAGCACCGACGAAGAGAGUGGUCGUCACAACUUCCAGUCGAACACAGGGAUCAUCUCUUUCCACGCACUGAAACCUGAGGGGACCUUGAGUGAAAGCGAUGAAGACCCGGACAUCGACACGGGCUCCGACGUCAGCGACGACCGCGAGCAGGGCCUGGCAUCGUCGCAGCACUUCCAGCUGGCGACGGUGGUGCUGGCGGUGCUGAGCACCGUGCUGCUGCUGGUGUCGGCGACGCUGGCCAGCGUGGUCAUAAGCCAGCGGCGGCGGCGAGCGCUGGAGCUGCUCGGGCGUCGUCUCUCGCUGGGCGGAGCCGAUCAGUUCGCCGCACUGACUGACCACGGCCACCAAUACGCCGAGGUACACCUUUACGAGGACCUGCGGCCGAUGAGCGUGCGGGACGGCGGCAGCUCGUUCAAGCCGGUCCGGCACGAGACUACGCCCUUGUUCACCCGCGCGCCGUCCCCCGACCAGCUGCCCCCGCCGCCGGACGACAUGUGACGGGUGUCGUCAAUCCUCCCGGGCCCAGUCCUCCCGGGUCCCAGUCCCCCGGGUCCCAGUCCCCCGGGUCCCAGUCCUCUCGGGUCCCAGUUCU